CACAUGUUAAAUCGAGUAUAUACGAGUAGUAGCAUUAUUGGCUCGCAGCAGGAAUGGCGACCUCCAAGGCCGGCACCUCUCUGUCUCCGGUGGUCAUCUUCCUCCUCGGGGCGGCCUCAGCCACCGCGCUGCUCCUCUUCUUCCUCACGUCGUCGGCGAGGCCCGAGCUGGUGAACGGCGUUCAGAGAAGAGGGGAGGUGCCAGCUGGAUCGGCUAGCGUGCGUUGCAGCACUCCACGAGCCAACGCCACGGUCGGAGCUGAGCAACACGCCGGAGCAACAGCUUCUCCGGCUAAUGAGACGGGCGCGGGCGGCGACGGCGAGGCGGAGUUCGCGCGGAUGCUGCGGCGGGCGGCGAUGGAGGACCGGACGGUGAUCAUGACGUCGGUGAACGAGGCGUGGGCGGCGCCCGGGUCGCUGCUGGACUCGUUCCUGGAGAGCUUCCGCGUGGGCGAGAACGUGUCGCACUUCGUGAAGCACAUCGUGGUGGUGGCCAUGGACGACGGCGCGUUCCGGCGGUGCCAGGCCGUGCACCCGCACUGCCACCUCCUCCGGCCGGAGAAGGAGGGCCUCGACCUCUCCGGCGCCAAGAGCUACAUGACCAAGGACUACCUCGACCUCGUCUGGAGCAAGCUCAAGCUCCAGCAGCGCAUCCUCGAGCUCGGCUACAACCUCCUCUUCACGGACGUUGACGUGGCGUGGUUCCGGAACCCGCUGGUGCACAUCACGAUGGCGGCGGACAUCACGACGUCGAGCGACUUCUACUUCGGCAACCCGGACGACCUGGGCAACUUCCCCAACACGGGCUUCAUCUACUUCAAGGCGACGCCCCGGAACGCCCGCGCCAUGGCCUACUGGCACGCGGCGCGGCGGCGGUUCCCGGAGAACCACGACCAGUUCGUGUUCAACGAGAUCAAGCGCGAGCUCGCGGGGAAGCUCGGCGUGCGGAUCCGGUUCAUCGACGCCGCCGACGUGAGCGGGUUCUGCCAGCUCGGGCGGGACCUGAACCGGGUCGCCACCGUGCACAUGACCUGCUGCAUCGGGCUGGAGAACAAGCUGUUCGACCUCAAGAGGGUGAUCGCCGACUGGAAGCGCUACAUGGCGCACCCGCUGUGGGAGCGGCGGACGGGGAAGAUCGGGUGGACGUUCGAGGGAGGACGCUGCAUACACUGACGAGACUGACGAUACUACAAUUUACGAAAUGGUAUACACUAUACGUUAGUUCAUGUAUGUAUUUGAGUUUAUGGAAGACAUUUGUGAAUUUGGAUUCAUAUACUACAAUGUACUGGUAGUUCCGUACGUGCCUGGAUUGGCUUGGAUUCAAAUCUGCAGGACUUGCUCAAACUUCAGAACUCCAGUUGGUUUGGAUUCAAGUCUGCCGGGGUGUUGAAACAAAUAGUAAUCAGAAUCUGGUUUAGCCGUCUCCGGUUUCAGGCUUUCAGCCAACCCGGUUUCGACAGGUGCCGGACUUUUUCAUCAGAA
Messenger RNA from Setaria italica (foxtail millet), 1481 nucleotides. RefSeq lists its product as uncharacterized. NCBI's taxonomy places the organism in Eukaryota, Viridiplantae, Streptophyta, Magnoliopsida, Poales, Poaceae. The record is from RefSeq and is a predicted model, not a curated record. Bases 54 to 1172 code for a protein of 372 amino acids. The transcript has 3 exons.